Messenger RNA from Neoarthrinium moseri, 2133 nucleotides. RefSeq lists its product as uncharacterized. NCBI's taxonomy places the organism in Eukaryota, Fungi, Ascomycota, Sordariomycetes, Amphisphaeriales, Apiosporaceae. Bases 1 to 2133 code for a protein of 710 amino acids. The record is from RefSeq and is a predicted model, not a curated record. The transcript has 4 exons.
AUGAGCUACACCAAUGUGUGGGAUGCGAUACCGCAAUUGGCCAAUCUCUCCUACCUGCCUCCAGAUGGCACUCGUGCUCCCAAUCUGGGUGGACAGAACUUCACACACUGCUGUCUCCGCGCGGUGAACAGCUCCCUUACCGCAGAGAAUGGGAGCAUCACGUUUACUAACACUUCUUUCUUCCUCCCUGACCAAACAAUCGACCCUAUCCUGGAGUCGGCCGAAAAUGACGAUUUCCCAUGCGGUGCCGAAUGGAACGGGGAUCCCGCCGGCUCUCCGGUCGUACAGGUGCCCUACCGCUGGUGUACGUCCGAGUGCAGCGGCUGGGAGAUCUCGCACUUCGGUGCUCUGCAGCAAUGGGUCGGUCCUCUUGUCCAGUUCAUACUCCCGAGUCUAGCGUUCUGCCUGAACAUCCCGCGCACCCGGAAGCUGGCGAUACCGGAUGUGGUGUUCCAAGCCCACCCGAGAAAUAUCAUCGGCUUUACCACCUACUGGAUCCGACUCGGGGGCGCCAUGAUCAUCAUGACAAUUGACACCUUCGUGUGGCUGGCACUUUGCUUCGCCUUUGCUGGGCCGAUGCUGCUGAGUGGCGUCUACGAGUUUGUGCUGGACCGCAAGAUCCUCGAAUUUCUGAGUCCGCCGCAGAAGUCGGAGGAUAGGCCCAAGAUCCCAGCGAGACUCAAGGCUCAGCUACUCCUGGCAGUUGUUGUCGGAAAUCUACGGAUCUCGACCGGUAUUCAGGAACAUAGGGCCAGCCUUCAGAUGCGCCAGAACAGCUACGGCCUCUUCAACUCGAAGAGGGGAGAGGACAGGACUGAGGCUGAUCUGGGUGAGGGGGGCCCCACGGAUAAUACGUGGCACAGGGUUGUUUCUAUGCUCGAUGACCUGGAGAGGCAGAAUCUUCCGUCGCAACUACGGGUGGGCACAGUGUCAGUGGCUGACAAGCUUAAAUCUGUCCUGAUGUCACAGGCAAGUUUUGGAUCGACUGUCGGAGCCCCUAUCUUGUUUUUUGUCGGUGGAUUCAUCUAUACCGUCCUGGAUAUCAGCAAUAGCCUUGGUGACAAUGACCAGGCCCACGCUCUGGCGUUUGGCAUGUGGUGGAUGACUAUCCCAUACCUCGCGAUCAUGGCCUGUGCUAUGUUAGCCUCGAAUAGCCCCAGCGCACUCCAAGGCCUCGUCUACGAUGGUGGCACUCGCGCAUCGCGUGAGAAGCACGAGUUGAGCUUCUGGGACCAAUUAAAGAUCAAGCUGAAAAGUCACCGCUUCGCAAAAGCUUUGAUUAGCCGCGCGCGCGGCUAUGAAUUGAUCGAGCAUACGUAUGAGGGGAAUUUCCAGACCGUCACGAUGUGGAACCGCGGCCCAAACAAGCGAAGAUGGGUCCAUGAGGCCAUCCGAGAGUAUGCGAGAGAUCAUGCCGCCUACAACGAGGAAAAGCUGAUAACUCCUGACCAAGUCCGCCAGGGGCUCAGGAUGUCGUUUGGAGAUAAGCGGAACAUCAUCCUCGGAACGCUCUAUCUUUUAAUCACACCUUCUUUGCUGGCGUUCUUGACUUCGUAUAACACCCCGAGAAAGUCCCUAUCCUGUCGUACAAUGACGUACCUCGUGUACGGCAUCAGUCAGAUCUGUGAGAUGCUCCUUUGGAUCUGGGAGGCGUACCUCAAAGUCAAGUACGGACCCAGAUGGUCCCAUACCAAGACCCCAGCGAAAGCGAUCAACUGGUGGGGUCAGGUGUUCGUGGGCUUCUUCGCCGUUCUGGCGGCUGUCGGUGGCACGUUCAUGCAAAUGCUUGGUGUGUACCGCUCCUGUGCGUGUAGAAUACCUGCCAAAUAUUGGAUGACUCCAGAUGAUCCUGAUGCUUACAUUGUGCUGAGUACCAACACGGCCGAAAGUAUUGUGGCCGCCCAGAACUGGUGGACGGUUACAGGUACAGUGGCCGUCGUCCUUCUCAGUGUCAUAUGCUCUCUGUCCUGGUGGCACCAGCGAAGGCUGCGAAAAGUCUUCAGAGAAGAGGCUGAUACCUUAGAGGAAGAUGGAGGCACGUUCCAGCUUCAGCUCAGGGGUAUCUCCAACAGCAUUACGACCUCGGGUCCAACGACUCCUACCCAUCAACUGGAUAAGAUUUCGGAACUUUGA